Molecule: messenger RNA, 1391 nt
Organism: Sitodiplosis mosellana (orange wheat blossom midge)
Lineage: Eukaryota; Metazoa; Arthropoda; Insecta; Diptera; Cecidomyiidae
Product: ankyrin repeat domain-containing protein 39
Exons: 3
Coding region: 45-554 (169 amino acids)
Molecular function (GO): protein binding
Source: RefSeq, a predicted model, not a curated record
GAAAGCAAUUUUUUCUGAUUUGAUUCAAUUUUAUUCAAUAAAAAAUGGGCCAUCAACAUGAUGCACAUUGCAAAUGCAAGUCAACCAUUGCCACACAAUCGCUGGACGAAAUGGAUUUUGAGCGCGGAAUUUGGUCAGCAGCUCUCUAUAAUGACUUGGAUAAAUUGGAUAAGCAUAUCGUGUCCGGCCAAACCAAUAAUAUCGAUUCAACCGGUUACACCGCCUUACAUUACGCAGCUAGAAGUGGUCAUUUAACAGCAUGUGAAAGACUUUUGGAUGCUGGUGCUGAUGUGAAUGCUUGUACCCGAUCUGGUGGCACACCACUUAUUCGUGCCGCUUUAAUGGGUCAUGAGCAAGUCGUACAACUUUUACUUCGAAAGGGUGCAGAUGUAUUUCAUCAAGACAAUGACGGUAACACAGCCCUUCACAAAGCUGCACAAAAUAACUACCAAAAUGUAAUGAAAUUAUUAGUAGAUUCGUCACGCGAUUCAAAUCGUCUGGAAGGCAUUUGCAAUAACAAGGGUCAAAAGGCAAACGAUUUAUCGAAGCAGUAACGAAAGAGGAAAAAACUAAUCUCUAAGCAAAUUAUAAACAUUGGCAUUUAAUUUCUGUAUUUUUAAUGAACUAUUCUAUGGCAGCUUCAUGGGUUUCAUUCGUUACAGUAUUAUGAAAAGUGCGCUUCGUUCUAAAUAGAACAAAUUAUGUACAUUUGAUUUAUUAUCUUCAUUUCAUUACUUUUAGUUCGCUUUCUCAUCAUUUCUGUGUCAACUCAAAGUAGUUCUUUUCAGUUCUAAUAUACGCUACAAUUUAAUUCAAUUUUCAAACAAUUGGCAAAUUUUAUCCAGAAGAAUUUUUAAAAAUAUUAUAUUAAAAUGCGUUACCCAAAUAAAAUAUGUGAAAUAUUCUUAGAAAAUAAAUAAAGAUAUUUGCCCCUUGUUGGCGUCUUUUUUGAGGAAAAAAUCUCGUUUUUAAACUGUACGGGUUCAAAGGAUGAGUCGAAUUCUCAUACAAUGUAAGUGCUUCAAAAACUUUUGGAUCAUUAUCGAUCAUAAAUCCAAAAUUCAAGCGCUUACAUGGAUUUAGAAAUACUUUCAAAAUUUCAAAAACUGCCGUGAAAAUGUCCACAAACCAAUAUAAAUCAAUUGGCGGUUGAACCAAAAUAAACGAAGCAUCAAGUAAUAAAUGAGUUCAAAGAUGCUCAGCACAGAAAUACCCAAGAACAAUCCAAGUACUUCACCACAUGCAGCCCAAAAAUCAGUAGUAAAAGUGUAAAUCUCAUUUAAGUUGAUACUUUUCACAUCAAAUUUUCCAAAAUAAAGGAUUAAAAAGUGAACUGAACACUGAAAAUAGUGAAAACAAGACCGCAGAGCAUCGCUUCACUCCUCGCUUGA